Beta vulgaris subsp. vulgaris (sugar beet) is the source of this 3216-nucleotide messenger RNA. Its product is annotated as exocyst complex component EXO70E2. The transcript has a single exon. Lineage: Eukaryota; Viridiplantae; Streptophyta; Magnoliopsida; Caryophyllales; Amaranthaceae. Gene Ontology annotation, cellular component: exocyst. The record is from RefSeq and is a predicted model, not a curated record. Gene Ontology annotation, biological process: exocytosis. Gene Ontology annotation, molecular function: phosphatidylinositol-4,5-bisphosphate binding. Bases 884 to 2788 code for a protein of 634 amino acids.
ACUAACAAUAAAAAAUUUUAACAUUUUUGAAAAGUCUAAGCUAGGUUGGUUCCUACUUGAGGACAAACUUUUAUCCAGGGAAGUUGCAGAGAAAUGAAUUUAUGAAAGCAAAUACUACUACUCACCAAUUUUAUAACCAAAUUAAAUUCUUCAUUUUCUGUUACUAAUCAUUUCUCACCCAUUUUUGUUCCCAAUUCUCCAAUUUCUUCACUCUUCAAAUUCCCACGUUUUGAGUCAAUUUCAUGGGCUGUCCACCUUUUUGGUCUAUUUAAUUUUGCAAUUAAUUAGUAUCUUAGACAAAUUCUAAGCUUAAUUUUUUUAUACUUAUUCUGUUGUUUUUAUAUGAUUUUCUAAUUUGGGUAUUCGUCAGUUUGUGGCUUUGAUUGUUCAACUUCAAGCAACUUUAUCUGAGUCCUAGUUGUUCUGCUCAUUUCUGGGUUUUUCUGGGUUUUUUAAUUUAGUUGUUGAGAAGUACUUCAAUUUUUUUUAAUCAUUUCAAGAUCUCAACUUGUUUAGUGGACUUGAUUCUUCUCCUCAUACUUGUUUUCCUCUUCUUCUUCUUCUCUCCCUUCUUCUUCAUCAUAAAGUUUCAUUUUUGACCAAUUUUUUUUACAGUAUUCAAUAAUCAGAUAAUUGCCCAGAAUUUCAGCAAGCAGAAAUAGAGGUACCCUACAAUUUUUUUUGCUUCAAAGUUGCAAUUUUGUUUCAUGUAUAUUUCUGGGUUUUGACUUUUACCUGUUCAAAAUUAUUUUUGGUUGAUUUUAGUCUCUCCUCAUAUAAUCUUGAGGCUCAAAAGUCAGAUAGACUGAUACUUCUAUUUUUCAAAAUUAUUGGAGUUGUAUAAUUUGUUAUUGAGAAUUAGGGUUUGCCCUUUUACAUUAGUAUGAUGGGGAUGGAAGAUGUAAAUGUUGAUAUGAUUUCUGCAAACCCAAUUAGACAAGAAAGUCUGUUAGCAGCUCACAAUUUAUUGAGGGAGUUGGAGGCUAAUGAUAGUCUUCCUGAUGAUAUGAAGAAGGUUUUAGCAGAUCUUGACUUAAAGUUGUCUGCUAUGGAAUUAAAUUUUGAGACCAAUACAAGUGAAUCUGUUGAAUCCCGGAAAGAUAGAGAACUCACUGAUGCAAAAGAGAAGCUGGAAUCGGCUCGUCAGAAGAUCAUGAGUUGGGAAUCGAACUUUGAUGUGAUUUGGGAGUCGGGCCCUGAGGCGCUCUCGGAGUAUAUAGGAGCUGUUGAGGAUGUUGUGGGUUUGGUGGAAGUGUUUAAAAAUAUGUGUAUGAAAGGUGAUGAUUAUGAUAACCAUAUCAUAAUCAUAUCCCGAGCUGAGGAUGUCCUGCAAGUUGCUAUGCAGAGAUUGGAAGAUGAAUUGGUGCAGAUUCUUGCUCAUAGGAGGCAAUCCUAUGUUGCGAGUGAGGUGGAGGAUGAUGCGCUUAAAGAAGAUGGUGGUGGUGCUACGAAGGAACAAGAAAAUGUUGAUUUCGAUUUGAUUGACCCAGAAGCAAUUCCAUUUCUUAAGUCCAUCAGGAAAACCAUGUUUGCUGCAAAGUAUGAUCAGGAGUUUUGCGCAGCAUAUGUAAAGGCCCAAAAGGAAGCAUUGGAAGACUGCUUGAUUGGUCUUGGAAUGGAGACUGUUAGCAUUGAUGAGUUGGUCAAGAUGGCUUGGGACAUUAUAGCUUCAAAGAUCAAGACAUGGACACAACUGAUAAAAACUGCAGUCCAAGUCUAUAUUGUAGCUGAGAAGCGGCUAUGUGAUGAGAUUUUCGGGGAGUCUGAGCCUCCUGCAUCACGUUGCUUGAUCAGCAUCACCGAAUCCUCCAUGACUUGCCUCUUCAACUUUGGCCACGCCAUGGCCCUUGGGCCCCAUACACCAGAGAAGCUCUUCUAUCUUCUCGACAUGUAUGAGGUCUUAGCAGAAGUUCAAGGCCAGAUCAAUAGUCUUUUCUCUGAUGAGGGAGGCUUGUUAGUGAAGACCGAGUUCAAAGAGGUUUUGGGGAGACUAGGAGAUUCAGCUCGAGCAACAUUCUUGGGAUUUGGUGAGGUAAUACUUUCUGAUCCUACAACAGACCCUUUCCCUGGAGGAGGAGUACACCCGCUCUCUAGCUAUGUCAUGAAUUACAUCAUAGUCUACCUCCCUGAUUACUGUAAGACUCUCAACACCCUCCUCCAUGAAAAGAAUGAAGAUGACAAUAAAGUCGUUCCAAAUCAAGUUUCACCUGAGAAAAGCUUGUUAGCCUCUAGUCUCCGCUCGAUUGCUGCCAACUUGAAGUCCAACCUUGAGAAGAAGUCCCAAUUGUACAGGGAUGUUGCCUUGCAGCAUGUGUUUCUCAUGAACAACGCGCAUUAUAUUCAGCAAAAAGUGAUGAACUCCGAAUUACAGAAGAUUUUCGGGGAUGAAUGGAUCAGAACACAGAUAGUGAACUAUCAGCAGCAUGCUACUAGCUAUGUGAGGUCUACUUGGAGCUCAGUGGUGGCCUCGCUCAGGGACGAUGGAAUACCGUCAGGAUCAGGUUCAGGGGUAAAGGUGGUUCUGAAAGAGAAGAUCCGAGUUUUCAGUGUUGCAUUUGAGGAUGUAUAUAGGAACCAAACAGGGUGGUUUAUUCGAGACGAGCAACUCAAGGAAGAGUUGAGGAUUUCCAUCUCUCAGAAGGUGAUUUUGGCAUAUCAGAGCUUCAUUGGAAGGCAUAGCAAGUAUGAUAUUGAGAAGUAUGUCAAGUAUGAUUCUGAUGACUUGGAGAAUUUGCUGAGAGAUUUUUUUGAAGGGUCUCAGAAAUCUUUGAACUACCGCAGAAGAUGAUUCAAUAAGCGAAACAAGAACGAGUUGUAGACUAUAUUUUCAGCAUUGGUUGUAGAUUUGCGUUCAGUUCCUUACUGUGUGAGAUGGUUGCUGUUGUAUGUCCUUUUUUGAUCAUGUUUUGGUGCAAACGAAAUACUUGUAAUUUUGAUGCAUAGAUGUUGAAUGGAAAGCUAUUUUCUGUCACAGAACUUCUGAAGGACUUAGGGAAAGUGGUUGUUUGGUUGAACUAGGAAAGCUCAUUAGUUCUAGUUCUUGUGGAAGGUUAAUCUCUGUGAUUAAUUCAACAAAAAGAAUUACAAAACUUUUGUAUAUUCAUCAACUAUGAUUGUUGAUCUAGAUUAUAAUACUGUAUAUAUUAUGAGUGCUUUCCAAAAUCGGAAAAAAAUCACAAUCUUAUGAAUCAACAAUUCCAAUAGUUUAUUAUUUCA